Molecule: messenger RNA, 2100 nt
Organism: Suillus subalutaceus
Lineage: Eukaryota; Fungi; Basidiomycota; Agaricomycetes; Boletales; Suillaceae
Exons: 11
Coding region: 1-2100 (699 amino acids)
Source: RefSeq, a predicted model, not a curated record
AUGACAACCGAGGAGCGCCAAGCUCUGGAAGCUCUCAGAGACCCACCAACUAACCCACCUAACAUUGCUGAGGACUCCGAUGAUUUCAAUCUCGGCGACAUCUGGGAUGGUACUGACGCACUCCCCAUUAGCCAUGCUGGCGGAGAGUUCAGAGACCUGGCGAGAGGUGUUCUGGGUGAGGUCUGGAAAUUAAAGGAUCAAGAUGGUGCUCACAGGGUUCAACGUGUUGACAAUCGCACACGGCGUGAUCGUGUUCUGCGAAGAAAUCUCGCUUUCAAUGAGCAAAUACAAAUAAUGAGCGAAUCAUACCUUAUAUGGAGCCUGGAGAAAUCGCAAAAGGGCUUCAAGAGUUUUUAUGAUUGCCUACGCAGCAAAGAGACUGAGGUGACCGAUUUGAAUGGUGGCCAAUGGCCAGUGACAGUAGUAGACGCGUUCUUUGCUGAGAAAUUUGUACUGAAAAUAUCAUCGACGGACCAUACAAUUGCUUCUGCACUUGUACUCGUUAGUGACCGUUACCUAUCUCGUAACUUUGUAGAGCAGUUUGCACGGGAUACGCCAUGUGAUACGGGAGCCAAUUCAGAGUCCGGCAGAGAACUCAUGCGAAGGCCGGUGGAAAAAUAUGGACGAUGCAAAGACAAAAAAGCUUGGGGUAUUUAUGACGAAACUGGUGUCUUCGUCGCCGUAUGCCGCCACGGCUUUUGUUUACUUAUCACAGACAUGGUGCAGAGCGGGGAGCAGUAUUCUAACAGUGCAAAAUACCCCUUGGCUAUUGUUGCCAAGCUGCUAGAUGCAUUUGGCAACGAUUUGGGCAGUGGCUAUGACAUCGGCUGCAUUGGUAUCAAAGAUCUGGAGACUUGUGAGCGGACGUUCUCCAAGUCAAACUCCCUUGCAUCGGCUCUACGGUAUACUAGCGUUUUCCAUCGUCAGCAGGCUAUCGACUCAUAUUUCGAGCAUAACAACGAGCUCGAGGUAUAUGGCAAUCUUUCAAAUUUCUUGCAUGGUAACUACAAACAAGCUCUCGAGAUCAUCGCCAAUGGCGAAGCUGUCCUACCGAAGGUUAUGCAAGAGCUCAAAGUCGAAGAUGAGAGUGUCUUUGAAUGUUGGCUCGAAGACGAGAAAAUCUACCUUAAGGGUCUAACACGAGAGCCUGAAGAAGAGACACUUCAAAUGGAGUACUGGCAGAGAUUAGUCAAUCUUAGUGCAAGCAACAUGCGGCGCCACGCUCUCGAGGACUAUGAGAGAAACCUGAAGUUGGUUCAGUUAUUAGAAUGCAAACUCGGUAUCAUCGCUCGCUGGGUUCCAGAAGAUGAAGAAUGGCAGAAGGCAGGGAGACUCGUAGCUAAUAGAAAGUAUCAACGUGCCUUGGACCGUUUGGAAGGUUUGGUCGUGGCUCACAUUUUCGAACUUGCGAAGAUGAAUAGGGCGGGGACAGGUUACAAACUGCGAGAACAUAUUGCGAGGGCCUUGCAGACGCGCUCUGCCGCCAUCAGGUCCGCCCUCAACACAUACAACAACCUUGCCAGUGUGGUGUACCCUCCCCGGCAAAUACUCAAGUGGGAGGAUGUUGUCGAGUAUGCCUUUCUCGCUGACUUCGAGCUGCUACAAAAGACGCGCUCCAAUGUCUCUCAAUUACCUUGGUCAUCACCAGCAGCUCGGAUGACAUAUAUACGAGAUGAAGACAAGUAUUUGCAGGUGUGCGAAGAUCGACUCACAGUUGCUAACCCUGCCCUUGCCCAUCAAAUCGCUAUACAUCGGAACAUUCGUGGCCGGUUCAACUCCCGCCAUAUCAAGCGGCUCGAUGAUAUCUCAAAGCUUCCCGGCUUCAAUGGUACACUCGUCCCUGGUCUAAGUGCUUGCACUGGUAUCAGGGAGAGUGCCAGCGUGCCAGAUCCUCUGAUUCCCGCCAACGUGUUUGCUGCCCAUAUACCUGCACACAACCCUUCAUCCCCUAUAGGUGCGGAUACUCAAGAGGAUUUAGAUGAGGAGGAGAUCACAGAGGAGGUCGCAGAAGAAGCCUCGAGGAGUUUGCAGGACAUUAUCACCAUCACUGCUGACUUCUCACAGCUCCAGGUUGUUGACAAUGGUGAAGUAGAGGAGUAG